CAGGUACGCACAAAUCCAAUCCAAUCCUCAUCUCAUCAAUUUCCAAACCCACUGUGCUUCCUUCCUUUCCCCGCCAAACUUUGACCACUUUCUCUUCACUCUCCUUUCAAAUUUGCCUUUUCUUUUCCAACUCUUGAGUGUGGUUAAUCAAAUACGCGUGUAGGAGCAGCACAAUGUGUUGAGUGUGGAGCAAGAACGUUUUUAUUUUAUCAAUGGCAGAAUGUGUGGCUUCUGCAUUCUGUGUUAAACUGGUUACGCAGAGAAGGCCUGUUAGAGAGAGGGGCUUCUCGCGUCAGAUUACAAAUCUCAAGACUUUUCAAAGAAAGUAUUCCAGAAGUGGAUGUAAAUUUGUUCACUUUUCUACAUGGAAGACAUUUGAUCUGAGUGUAUUUGGGACCACACAUUUGAAAUUCACUCCUCGUCUUCAGGAACUUCCAUUAAAGUGCAUUGGUUUAGGGGCUUUGGUUGACUUUAAUGGUGCAAAAGCCUCUGAUUUGGUUCCAGUUGUUGGCCAGAUGCUUUUGAUGGGCAGUAUAUUUCUCACUUAUAUGGCUGGAGUAAUUCCUGUUGAGAAAUCUUAUGCUAGUUAUCAAAAGACUAUUUCUGAUAAAAAUGUGUUUCCUGAAAGCUCAGACAUUUCUGGUAGUUCAGCGAAGCAAAAUUCUGGUUUUGAGUCAAAGUAUGUAUUGAAUGUGGUGAGAGAAAAACUUUUAAAUUCUCUAAAUGCUUUAGCUAACAAGGAUUAUUCUGGAGACAUCAUCGUUCAAUCUGCAAAGAGACCCUUGAGUUUAAGUGCUGUUGCCAGGGGUCCAAAGUUAAGGUUGCUUUGGGCUGCUUUUCAGCAAGUUGAGGAAGAGGUUAAUAGUUUCAGCAUUUCCACAGCUGUUGGUAUGGAUGAUCUGUUUGAAACGUUUUAUGAAAUUAUUCAGAGAUCUUGUCACUCUACCUGUACUGCAUGGCUGGAAAAAGAAUUUUUCCUUCUAAAGGGCAGUGCUGACAAGGAACUUGCUUCUAUGAUACUUGAAAAAGUGAAAGGAGAUAUCACUAUUGUACAGAGCAUUACAAGGUCUGGCAAGAAAGAUCUGUAUGCAGAAUUACUUUCAUAUCUUACUUUUGGUUCUCUCAGGGAGGAUUGCUAUUAUGAUUCGCGUAUAUUUGCUGUGCAUGGGAUUUCCAUUUUAGAAGAUUUAGUGAUUGCUCUAGCAGAUGGGGUUGCAAGCGUAUAUCUGGAGUUUAUUUCAGUUGAUAGUGAUGUGUCAAGUAAAACCAAUAGUUUGGAUAUGUCAUUAUGUGCUUUAUCCACCAGAGAGCUCCAAAAGUUACGUAAUGAGGUGGCUUUGAACCAGUGGUUGUACCACAACAUGGACACAGUUGUGUCAAUGUAUGAGGAUCGCUUUGACCUGUGUAUUCUUGAGAGCCAACCUGUUGAUGUAACAGACAGUAUUCAGACCGAAGAGCAAAAUUGGUGGAAGAGGCUUACCCAGCAAAAUUCAAAAGCAAUGUCACCUGAAUUACAUUGUAUUGACAUUAGCCAUUUCUCAAUGCCUGUAAAGCGGACCAAGGAAUUAAGAGCUGUGACAGGGUGGUACUACAUUGAAAUGCAGUUGGUAAAUUAAGGGUCUAAAUUUGAUGAAGGUAGAAACCAAGAUGAGCAUAGUCUGUCCUUAAGUAGUACAUAUUGACCUCUUUCUUAAUAUUUGAAUAUUUAUAAUUUCUUGAUGUAAGAUAUUAGAGAUGUUAAGUUUGUUUUUUUUUUACUUGAUGUUUGAGUGAUGCAGAUGAAGUUUUCUUUUUGAUUUUACUAGGUUUAAUUUUUGUGCACUGUUAGUGUAAAAAAUUCUAUAUUGUCAACUAAUAAGAAAUCAUAGUAGGUAUGACCUUAAAGAUAAUUAAUAUAAAAAUCAACAAACUUACUAUAUAUGUUAAUUUGUGAUUGAAUGAUAAUAUAAAACUCUUAUUGUCAGCAUAUAGAUUGUCAACAUAUAGAGUAUUUUCUCUUUUACUAUUUCAUUAAUACAUGCAUGUUUUUGUUUUUUUUAAUAUUCUUUUGUGAAUCUUAUGUUAGACAUUUUUUAGUUUUUAUAAUUUUUUUUUUCAAUUUCUCAGGUUUUUCAAUCAUUUUUAACUUUUUUUUUUACAACUUUUAAAAUUUUUAUAUUUUGGCCUGUGGACCAGUCCAUUAAUCCGUGGGCGAAGUUGGUACCGAGCUAGCCAGUAUACAUAUCUUGCUGUUAUAAAUUAAACAAAGCUCUUUUAAUUUGAGCAAUUCGGGGUAUAUUUACUCUUAAGUUUUAGCUGGUUAAGAUCAUGAUACUUUAAAUCAAAUCAAGGUACCCUCUCGCACCCAUGCUCACUAUAGAAUCAAACUCAUUUUCGAGAAAUUUUCAUCCAAUUAAUGUAAUAAUUGCUGUUAAUUUAUGCAUUGCAGGCGAUAUUAUUUCAGCCUCUUUCUUGAGUUGUCUGACAUCACCAUGCCUCUAAUUAGAGCAGUUAUUGAUAAAGUGAGUGAUGCAAUCUCAUUCUUUUUAGUUAGCUUGAUUGGGAGGUCUUUAGGACUCAUUUAUACAGGCAUUAGACAGUCUCUC
Messenger RNA from Glycine soja, 2585 nucleotides. RefSeq lists its product as uncharacterized. Lineage: Eukaryota; Viridiplantae; Streptophyta; Magnoliopsida; Fabales; Fabaceae. Bases 213 to 1616 code for a protein of 467 amino acids. The transcript has 9 exons. The record is from RefSeq and is a predicted model, not a curated record.